This is a messenger RNA of Bipolaris victoriae FI3, 330 nucleotides long. RefSeq lists its product as hypothetical. NCBI's taxonomy places the organism in Eukaryota, Fungi, Ascomycota, Dothideomycetes, Pleosporales, Pleosporaceae. The transcript is spliced from 2 exons. The record is from RefSeq and is a predicted model, not a curated record. The annotation marks the transcript as partial.
CUUCGAGUUCUCACUUUGCAUCCCAGCUUGAACGAUUCAGACCCUAUUGCAUGCACAAUCCAACAUGCAUCACUAUCCGACGCGUCUCUCGAAUACAAGGCACUUUCUUACACCUGGGGCAAUAGCACUCUAACAAAGAAGAUUGAAUGGAAUGGCGGCAGGGAAUGGCAACUCGCUCUUGGGUACCUGCGGCUAAGACACGAGGACCGGCUGGUUUGUAUCGAUGCUAUUUGCAUCAAUCAGCUAGAUAUGGCAGAGAGAGCUUGUCAAGUUCGCAUUAGGGAUGAGGUUUACAGGCGCGCAUCCAAUAUUCUGGUGUAUCUUGGCGAA